UUAGAGGGACUGAUACUCGGUUUUAUUUUUGUACCCUUUGUUAUAAUACUUGUUAUAAUACUUGGUAGUUGUCUGUGCUCCAGAAUUACAACUUCUUUCCUUAAAAAGCAAACAAAGAAGGAGAGGGAGGUGAGAGCCACGGCCAUCAGUGUGGGGCACUGGUUUCACACUGCUGCAUGGGCUUUUAGUUCAGGGUUAACCUGGGGGAGAAGGAAAGUGUCUUAAUUAACAAAGUGCAAAAUUAUGCAAAAACUGCUGCGUUUCUCUGGCCUUUGCUAAAUAUACAACAGUUCUAGAAGCUUUUCAUUCCCUGAUAUGUAAUGUGGCUUUAGUGCCAUUAUAGAAGUGUCAAAGUGCUGUGCUGCACUCUUCAAUGGAUGGGAGAAUAUCCUUCUGUUGGUAGAAUUUGUUGCUUUGCUGCUUCCUGGUCUCCAGCUAGCAUAAGUACCUCGUCUAGUGAGCUGGUUUAGCUCCAGCAGCAGUUUGUGAAUGCUGUAUCCUUACCAGACGUUUUCCUCUCUUUAUGCCGACGUUGUUCUGCUCUGUUUGUGGAGCAGCAGAGCUCUGAAGUGAGGGAUGAACAGAGAAGAGUGCUUUGUGUCCUGCAGGUGUUGUUCUGCCUCAGCGUGUGCUUGUAAUGCAGGUGGUUUGAGUUGGGAAAGCGUGAGCAGAUUUAGGUGUCCAUUCUUUCAAGGAAGAAUCACAAGCAAAAAGAAAAAUCUGGGGGAGGGAGCUGGUGCUUCUGCUGUUCGUUAAUCCUUCUCUGGAGUCUGGUGACUCACCUGCCCAGUGUGAGUGCAGCUGGGCACAGUGAGCUGAUGGCUGCCUUGUUGUGUGCUUGGAAUAGAGGAGGUUUAUGAAAAGUAGAAAAGUGAAGUGGGAUGGGUAGCUGAAACCAUUGGUCUUUGUCCUGCUGCAUGCAUUUCUGAAGGCUUGAAGGGAAGGGUUGUGAGAGUCAGGAAGCAGAAGCAAGAACUGCUCAGUUCUUCUCUGUGCUGGGCGGUACUUGGAUCUGAAACUCCCAGAUGUAUGUGGAAAUUCUUGUGUAUCCAUGUGAAAGGCCUGGUCCUGCAUUUAGUUUGUGCAUUAGUCAUUCGCUGCUUGUGUACCGUGUUUUAUCUGUAAGUUGCACCCAUAUGCAAAGCAGUAGGCUAACCUUUUGGCAUCACUCACUUCCUUGUUACGUCUUAUCCUUGUUUUUCCUUACAGCCCAGUACUCACCACUAGUCUUCCCUUUUGAAGCAUUUGGAAGCAGCAAUUGAGAGUGGGCUUUAAGAAGAUAGAACCUGUGGGCUUUUUCUGCCUCUGCCAUCAGCUCUUUUGUGCCUGCUUAUUUCAGCCAUAUAUAAUGUCUGCUCCUAGCGGCUUUCCUGCCCCAUCUGCACCACCUUCAUAUGAGGAGACUGUAGGAAUCAAUGUGAACUAUCCUCAUCCCUACCCUGUCCCAGAACCUGGCCUCAGACCAGGUGGGAAGGGAACGAUCCCUCCCCAGGGCCCAGGACAGCCUAUGCCAACAAGUAGCCCUGUUACAGUUCAGACAGUGUAUGUGCACCAACCAGUAGUGGUGUUCUAUGACCGCCCAGUUCAGAUGAGUUGCCCUUCCUGUAACCAGAUGAUCGUGACACGUAUCUGCUACGAGCCAGGAGCAUUGACUUGGCUGUCGUGUGGUGGCCUCUGCCUGCUGGGGUGCAUAGCUGGCUGUUGCUUAAUUCCCUUUUGCAUUGAUGCUCUGAAAGAUGCGGAACACUUCUGUCCAAAUUGCAAUGCCCAUGUUGGUUCUUAUAAGCGUCUAUAGGCAGUGUGUAAGCACUAAGAGUUGAUUAGCACCUCUCUGAGCCCUUACUGAAGCUUAAUGGAGGCUUCAUCUUUUUUUCUGUCUUGUCACUGGAAACCAAUAAAAAUUAAUGUUUGUUGCCAGAUCGUUUGAAGAAGAAUUUGCUAAGAAUUGAUGAUUCUGAUUUAGGUCUUUUUAGGGCUCGAUGGAUUGCUCAGUCCUGCACCAGGUGGUGGCUGCUAAUUGUUUGCCUCUUUCUGCCUUAUGCAAAACAGGUUGGUGAUGUUGGUCCCAUUAAUCUUAACUCAAUUGUGUUGCACACUGUUUGCUUGCUUUACAGUCUUGGCACAGACCACAAGGAGAAUGUCUGUAGAGGACUGUAUAGCCUCGUGCUUGAUGUUGAUGGUAGUGCAACAGCAAAGUUGACAAACUGGCAGCCAGUUGCUUGCCUCUACAUAGGUGCCCCUCUGACGAAGGAAGUAAUUUGGUCCCCAGUCUUAUCAGUUGGGUACUUUUUUAUGAGCACUAAAAUUAACUUCAAAACUUUCUGUGAAAGACAAUCAAACCUAGAGGCUUCUUCCUUCUUGGAAGCUGCAUUACCAAGUGGACAACUCAGGUUAUUGUGCAUCACUGGUGAUUGAAUGUAGUACCUGAAUUUCCUUGCUAAUUUUCAACCUACUUGUAUCUUUACUUUGCAGUAAAGUUACCUACUCAGAAAUAUUUAAUAGAUAUUUCUUCAUUUUUUUUCCUUUUUUACUGCUGAUUUAUUAGACUCAUUUUCCAAAUAAAUGGUGACUUCUGUUCUCAGAAACCUAAGCUAUAUGUGAUCGUGAACACAAAAAUUAAAGUGACACUCUGAAAGUUGAAGAAUUUAAAAAAUGGUAGACAUGGUCUGAAUAUCCUCUGAGUUCAUUCGGGUGACAGCUGUGUGGAGCCAGCAGCUGGGUGUUGGGGCAAGGCUGCAAUGCUAACACUGUGCUCAUCUCUGUAAAGGCUACAAAUAAAUAUGGAUUUUAAAAUGCAUUUAUUGCUUUUUCCUGAUGCGCCUUCUACAAAUAUUUGGUAUAUGGUAACUUUUCAGAAGUCUUUCAGCGCUUCAUUUUUGAAAUCUCAGAGUUCUGUGGGUCACAAAUGCAAUGGCUGGGCCUCAUUAAUUAGUCCUUGUAAACUGCUGUUGCUUGUGGGUCAGCUUGCAGAUGGUUUAAGAGCUUCCAUGUUCAUCUGUCUUUGCAGCUACAGCUGGCAAGGGACUGAUGGAGAGAAAGAAGUGCUUCUUCUGUAGCUUUCUGUUCUGGGUGUGUAUGACUUGCUCACGUUUCCUGUCGGCUGUGCCUCCCCACUGAUGGUUUUGGUGUUCUCUAAGGCUCUGGGUGGUGCUGCUUUGAAGCUUCUUUGAAUUCUCUGAUUAUGCUGUCACUGAUUCUCACAUACACAAAUCGUGCAUUAUUGUAAAGCCAUCUUUUCCCUUGGAUUUCACAAAAACGUCAGUUUACCACCAGAGUAAGACAGGAAGUAAUGAAGCUCCCCCAUAUACGAAGUGCUGGGAAAAUCUGAGGUGGGAGUACCAUGAUUUAGAAGAACCCUGAACAAAACAAAAAAAAUAAAAAA
Messenger RNA from Meleagris gallopavo (turkey), 3382 nucleotides. Lineage: Eukaryota; Metazoa; Chordata; Aves; Galliformes; Phasianidae. The record is from RefSeq and is a predicted model, not a curated record.